GUUGGUACAUGGUUUGCUACAGCCUACAAUACAUGGCUCACACUCGUCUCUUCCAACACCACCAUUCUCUUCCACUGUGACCGCAUUUGAAUUUUCAUAAUGGCUAUUGAGAGAAUUUUUAAAGAUGAAGCCAGUGAAGAAAAAGGAGAGCGUGCCAGAAUGGCAUCUUUUGUUGGAGCCAUGGCUAUUGCUGAUUUGGUGAAGACUACCUUAGAGCCAAAGGGAAUGGAUAAAAUUUUGCAGUCAACAGGUAGAGGACGUGAAGUUACAGUCACUAAUGACGGUGCUACAAUCUUAAAGUCCCUCCAUAUUGAUAACGCAGCUGCUAAAGUCCUUGUUGGGGACGGAACAACCUCUGUUGUUGUAUUGGCUGGGGAACUUCUUAGGGAGGCAGAAAAGCUGGUUGCAGCUAAAGAUUUAUCCCAUGACCAUAGUAUCAGUGUACUCUUCCUGCUUUCAGAAAGAUGAAUAAAAAAGGAUAAGAAAUCAAGGGAAGCAUUAGAAAGGUGAAAUAUGAAAGUUUUAUAGUGAUGCUUUGAGAACCAUUUACAAUUCUGAUGGGUUUUGUAAUUUGCAUGUAACCAUGUGUCAUGAAUUUACUAUCCCAAAAGUUUAAGCUACUAGGUGAAAGAACACAUGAAUGGUUUAUAUUAUAUUUUUUAACAUGCCUUCUUCUAGCAAGAGUCUUUUAGACUUGAAGUGUGGACAUUGCACUGACUGAUAGAAUCCAGAAAAUGAAUAGUGUUUUAUUCAAAAGAACCCUAAUUCCCAAAGAGAAAGAUACAGAAUUUCCUUGAGAGAGAGACCAAACACUCUCCCUAAACCCGUACUCCAAUUGAUUCCUAAAAGAUACCUCAUACUCUCAUUAACCAUCUUAAUUAUAGACUCACUCUCUAACUAACUCCCAUCCCCAGCUAACUAACUAUUUACCCCUAAUAGCCACUAACCGUGAGUGCCUAUCAAUGACCCAUCCACCUAAGUUACUAAUUAUCCUAAAAAGUUAAAUUGUUGGAUGAAAACACAUGACUGAGCAUGAAUUGUGCUCGUAAUGCCAUAUGGCAUAGGGGCUAAGAUACCACUUGAUGAGCUAAUUAUCCUAAACGGUUUAAUUGUUGGGUGAAAACACAUGAAUUGUUUGUAUUAUAUUCUCAGCAUGAAUAUUGCCCUCCCCUUAUUUUCUUAGCUGGUUUCAAAUGAUUUAGUUUCCAACAUUUUCUUUUGAUUAAUAUGAGUGUAUUUGAUAUUAGCGGUUAUGA
Lotus japonicus is the source of this 1256-nucleotide messenger RNA. Its product is annotated as T-complex protein 1 subunit beta-like. Gene Ontology annotation, cellular component: chaperonin-containing T-complex. Gene Ontology annotation, biological process: protein folding. Gene Ontology annotation, molecular function: ATP hydrolysis activity; ATP-dependent protein folding chaperone; ATP binding. The record is from RefSeq and is a predicted model, not a curated record. The transcript has 7 exons. Lineage: Eukaryota; Viridiplantae; Streptophyta; Magnoliopsida; Fabales; Fabaceae. Bases 100 to 468 code for a protein of 122 amino acids.